This is a messenger RNA of Pipistrellus nathusii (Nathusius's pipistrelle), 324 nucleotides long. The record is from the annotation of a GenBank genome assembly. Lineage: Eukaryota; Metazoa; Chordata; Mammalia; Chiroptera; Vespertilionidae.
AUGCCUGUGACGGCAGGCGGCGUAGGUAGCUGCCCCCUCCCGCCCGAAGGGGGACCAAUGCUCACUCUGUCCACCUGCGGUCCGGGGGGCCUGCGCUCUGGAACCACCACCUGGGGUCCCCGGACCCCCUGGUCCCAGGUAAAUGUGAACGGAGACAGGUGUGAGAGCCUGUGCUCGACCUUGGUGCCCCCCCAGCCCCCCGCCCCACGCACCCCAGCCUCACGACGGUGCUACCUAGGAAAGUCUUCCCCCCGCCCCACACUUGCCUGGUCAGAGGUCAGCCAAUUGGAGGAGGAUCCGACGGAGCGUGUCAAUGUGAAGUAA